AUGAAGACGACGAUCUGGCGGCCGAACGUGAGAGUGACCCUCGACGAGUAUGGCGAGGUCGUGGACACGGAGAGUGGUGGAGAGGAGGUGUGCAGCGCUAGUCCGCACGGUCGUCAGCGCAGAUACUGCAAGGAGUGCGGUGGUGCAUUAUUCUGCGAGCACGGUCGUGUGCGCUAUCAGUGCAAGGAGUGCGGUGGGGGCUCGAUCUGCGAGCACGGUCGUCAGCGCUCUUACUGCAAGGAGUGCGGCGGUGCAUCAAUCUGCGAGCACGGUCGUCAGCGCAAACAAUGCAAGGAGUGCGGUGGUGCAUCAAUCUGCGAGCACGGUCGUCAGCGCUAUCAUUGCAAGGAGUGCGGUGGUUCUGGAAUCUGCAAGCACGGUCGUCAGCGCUCUCAGUGCAAGGAGUGCGGCGGGAGCUCAGUCUGCGAGCACGGUCGUGAGCGCUCUACAUGCAAGGAGUGCGGUGGGAGCUCAAUAUGUGAGCACGGUCGUCGGCGCUCUCAGUGCAAGGAGUGCGGUGGGGGCUCAAUCUGCGAGCACGAUCGUAUACGCUCUCGGUGCAAGGAGUGCGGUGGGGGGUCAAUCUGCGAGCACGGUCGUCAGCGCUCUUACUGCAAGGAGUGCGGUGGGUCUCAAAUCUGCGAGCACGGUCGUCAGCGCCAAAAGUGCAAGGAGUGCGGUGGGGGGUCAAUCUGCGAGCAUGGUCGUAGGCGCAACAGAUGUGAGGAAUGUCGGGACGCGCCGCGCCCGUAA
This is a messenger RNA of Micromonas commoda, 753 nucleotides long. RefSeq lists its product with no specific name. Lineage: Eukaryota; Viridiplantae; Chlorophyta; Mamiellophyceae; Mamiellales; Mamiellaceae. The transcript has 2 exons. The coding region runs from base 1 to 753 and encodes 250 amino acids. The record is from RefSeq and is a predicted model, not a curated record.